Paramecium pentaurelia is the source of this 675-nucleotide messenger RNA. The record is from the annotation of a GenBank genome assembly. Lineage: Eukaryota; Ciliophora; Oligohymenophorea; Peniculida; Parameciidae.
AAUGCAAAAUAAUUAAAAUUCAGAAGUUUAAUCUUAAUUCCCUGUCUUAAUAUCCCAAAACUAUUUUUAAAAUGAAUACGAUUAGGAAUUAGAAAUCUUAGAGAUAGAAGCAGAAAAGCAAUGUUUUUCUCAGUUAUUUGACGAGCUUUGUGCUUAUUCUAUUAAUCCAUAGGAAGAAACAUCUAUUCAAAAGAAGUAAGAAAGCUUAUAUGAUUCUCUUAUUAGAAAGUGUAAUAAAAUCAACAAAUUCAGAAAAGGAUCCAACAAAAUCCUGAAAAAACAACAAGAAAAGAAAAGAAAGGAACAAUUAAUUGACCAAAUCUUGUAAAAACAUUAAAGAAGAGACUUUAAUGAAUUUAAAUAAAAGAUGUUUAUAGCUGAGUGUAAUACAGAAGAUAUUCAGGAAUAAUAAGGGGAAUGGCAUUAAGAUCAUUAAGAAUAAGUUUAGGAGCAUGUUGUCAUUCCCCUUGGUUACGUCAAUGAUUGUAAAGGUAAAAUUUUUGAAUAUCUUGUAAUUUAGAUUAAAUGCUCCUAAACAAGAGAAUUAACAAGGUCAACAAUAAUGACAAUUGUUCCAAGUUAAAUAAUAAUUAUGAAAUCAACAAUAAUUCAUUAUUAAUGAACGCAUUUAAUAUACCAAUAGCAAAUGCACCCAUAUUACCAAACCUUUGAGUU